Molecule: messenger RNA, 1761 nt
Organism: Aplosporella prunicola CBS 121167
Lineage: Eukaryota; Fungi; Ascomycota; Dothideomycetes; Botryosphaeriales; Aplosporellaceae
Exons: 1
Coding region: 1-1761 (586 amino acids)
Source: RefSeq, a predicted model, not a curated record
AUGGCUAUCAUUGCUCUUGCUGACCUGGCGCAGGAUCCACUCCGCUUGGUUGCCAAAAUGUCCCAGUAUCCCCAUGAUCCGCAUACGCCCAGACCCAAGGAAGCCAUGGCUUUGGUUUUGCUCUUCACGCCUAUGUUCGCUCAUUCGUUGAUUGAGAACCGCGAUUCCGCACCCACAGUUCUCACCUCAGCCAUUGCUCAUAUCUUUGAGCCUAUGUUAAUCGCUCCCGGCGAUCCGCAACGCUUUCUUGCCCUUGCGGCUGUUGUAGAUCGGUUACCUGGACAUGGAAACGGGCCAAUUAAAGAUAAACAAGGCUAUGAAGGCAUUGGUUAUGCUGUUAUGCCCGAAUCUCUAAUUUCGUCCACGGAUCGCACCAUUUCUUCUAAAUCUUUACCAAAAGAUGCUCCAGAAACCGGAACUUUGACAUUCGAGGUGCAGGCAAUGAUCAAAAAUCCAUUUUUUGUUGACACCAACGAUGGAAUCGCACACAGAAUAGAAAUGCCGUUAGCCAACACUAUCUUCCAAACUGGUCGGAACACGACAAUGCUUGCCUGCCAGUAUAUUUCAGCCGCUCGUGAAAACACCGGCCAGGCGGGAUCACGCGAAGCACGCCGCAAUCUACUGUUCACCAAUAGGUUGGACCUUUUACAUCAGAAGGUGACAUGGCCCCUAAAAUAUUGGUUAGAGCAUGAUGAGGUUGAACAUUAUGGGACGCAAUCGAUGCAUAUCCCACUGGUACCUCUUACAAUUCCCCGAGAGGUCCGUUCAGGAAUGGGUAAUAUUAUCAGGGAAACAGUAAGCGCGGAGGGGAAGCCUGUCCCUGCAUCUCAAGAACUAGAGCGUGCUGUUUCAGCAUACUUUCGGGCUGAACGUCUAGUGCCACAUGCCAUGCCUGUAUGGGCACUCGUAAGCUCUCGAGAUGCAGCAGAGGAAAUGAGCUGCCGUAUAAUGGAAAGGAUCAAGCUCCUCCACCGCCUUCCGUUAGAGCAAACCACUCCCACCGAAGUUCAAGCCUUCAUAUCCCAGCAUUUUAUGGAUGUUUGGGACACUCCACUACGUGGUUGGACUACGAUCAUGUGGAAUGCUAUGUUCAAAGGCGGAGCUCGCCUACACCGAGUGCUUAGCGGAGGCGGCGGCUGGGGCAAGAAAGCUGGGUUGCUUUCUUUGGAUCCCCGAGUCUCAGUCGUGCAAGCUAGUGAGGACCAACCCCCGUCAUUUGAAUUUGACGAAAGAUUUGACGGUGGCCGAUCGUCUCUCACUCAACCACUCGAAGAGGUCGCUAAGGAAGGGGAAUUUAUCCAAUUUUUCGCUGCUUUCAAGCCUUUUAGAUGGUCGGACUGGACCCCUAUGACGCCUGAUAAAACUAAGAGAAUGCUUGUUCUCGGUGCCAUUCCCAGCAGUAUCGACGAUAUCCGCCACAGGGAACCGGAUGACGCGUCGCUUACUAAUAUUCGACAUCACAUCAAAUUCUUUGGGGUUUUAUCUGAGAAGGGCAUGAGCAUACAUAGCGUCCUGAGAAAUGGUGGUCCUUCGGGCGACAAAGAAUGUCUACGCUCCAUGGUCGAUGUGCCAUUCGCAAUGUUCAGACAAAGACUUCCGGCAGAUCAUCUGGUAUCUGGACACCGCGAAAUCGUUCCAGAGAUCGAACCAGAUGAUUUCGAUUCUUCGAAAGAGCCUGAACCUGAGGAGCGGGAAGAGGUGGAAGCGCAGACCGAUUCAAACAAAUCAGAAACAGGUAGCUCAAAGGUUAGUUUAGAUUAA